AUGCAGCCUUAUGUCUCGAUCAUCGAUGCCCUAAGAGUGGCUGAUGUUCUGUUUGGUGAUUUUGGAUUCACCGGAAAGUUGCCCACGGCAUGGUUUAAGUCCGUGAAGCAGCUGUCGAUGAAUGUUGGUUAUCUGCAUUAUGACACGUUGAACCCGUUUGGUUUAGGGUUGACCACAAAACCAUACAAGUUGUAG
Eruca vesicaria subsp. sativa (arugula) is the source of this 195-nucleotide messenger RNA. Lineage: Eukaryota; Viridiplantae; Streptophyta; Magnoliopsida; Brassicales; Brassicaceae. The record is from the annotation of a GenBank genome assembly.